Molecule: messenger RNA, 2229 nt
Organism: Nannospalax galili (Upper Galilee mountains blind mole rat)
Lineage: Eukaryota; Metazoa; Chordata; Mammalia; Rodentia; Spalacidae
Gene: Vamp2
Product: vesicle associated membrane protein 2
Exons: 5
Coding region: 154-504 (116 amino acids)
Biological process (GO): SNARE complex assembly; vesicle fusion; vesicle-mediated transport
Cellular component (GO): plasma membrane; SNARE complex
Molecular function (GO): syntaxin-1 binding; SNAP receptor activity
Source: RefSeq, a predicted model, not a curated record
CCGCCCCCGCCCGCAGUGCCCGGAUGCGGGUGACGUGCGGCCGCCAUCUUCCCAUCCCCGGCAGCCAGCGCCAGUCGGAGCUAGCGCUAGCCGCCGCCGCAGCCGCCGCAGCCAUCACUGCCUCUGCCAAGUCCUCCUCCCGCUGCCCCCGCCAUGUCGGCUACCGCUGCCACCGUCCCGCCUGCUGCCCCAGCAGGGGAGGGUGGUCCCCCUGCACCCCCUCCAAAUCUCACCAGUAACAGGAGACUGCAGCAGACCCAGGCCCAAGUGGAUGAGGUAGUGGACAUCAUGAGGGUGAAUGUGGACAAGGUCCUGGAGCGGGACCAGAAGCUAUCUGAGCUGGACGACCGUGCAGAUGCACUCCAGGCAGGGGCCUCCCAGUUUGAAACAAGCGCAGCCAAGCUCAAGCGCAAAUACUGGUGGAAAAACCUCAAGAUGAUGAUAAUCUUGGGAGUGAUUUGCGCCAUCAUCCUCAUCAUCAUCAUAGUUUACUUCAGCACUUAAAUCCCUGAGGAGUCUGCCCUGCCUAAGAAGGGCCUCUCCCCCACCCCCAGCCGUUCCUCCACCUCUCAGCCAUAUCUUUCAGCCCCCUCCCCUGGAUCCGUGUGUGUGUGUCUCUGUGUGUGCCCCCUGUAAAUAGCCAGCUGUUAUUUAUACAUAUAUAAUAUUAUAUAUAUUUGGUCUGUUUGUAGUUUUAUUACUAGAAGAUUUUUCCGGUUGUCCUUAACACCCCUCCCUGAGGUUAUCAUCACCUUCUCUACUCUUCUUUCCCUUUUCCACUUUUCCUGAUCACCCCCAAGUCCCUUCAUUUGCAUCUGCUAUGCAAUAUUCCCUCUCCUUUUCCCCUUCCCUUGGAUUUAACUGAUCCUCCCCCUACCCCCAUCUUCCCUAUACAACUCCCCCCCUAAAAAAAAAAAAAAAACCACAGAAACAACAAAAAAAGACAUGUUCACACCUCCCUAGGUGCAUCUUUGUACCUAUAAGAAGGCUCUGAGACUGGUCCUACUUAGUACUAAGAAUCCCAAGGUCUUCUGGGAGCUUCCAGUGUAUUAAUUAACAUAUCAUUUGCAUACCAACAUCCUUUUUAGUUUCCUUUUUGUCCCAUCACUCUUCUCUUACUGUAUUUUUUUUUUUUUUUUACUGAGGAGUUAGUCUCUAUUGGUCCUCCUCCCACACUUUCAUUUGCACGACAUUACUUGCAGGUGGUGGGGAACCUGGGCUUUUGGGGAACCAGGUUGCUCUGGGCCCUAGAAUUGCCCCUUCCUAGCCCCUCUAGUCCCGUUUGCUUCACCUAUUCCCAUUUUCCAAACCUCUUGUACUUGCCUCUCCCUCUCCCUCUCCCCCAGCUGGUGUGUAAGUGUCUUGGAGUUCAGUGUGUUGUGAUGGACCAAUAAUUCUGCCACUCGGGGUCUCUCCCAACAUUCCUGCUCCCUAGUUUUCAUGUGGGGCACUCAACUGACAUUCCCAGGGGGUCUCCCUCCCUCCCAUCUGCUGAUCUGCCUCCUCCUCCCACCAGGAGAGCUGGAGGCUGGCCACAAUUUGAUCUCUUUCGAGAGGGGUGGCUCCAGUGUGUGUGUGUGUGUGUGUGUGUGUGUGUGUGUGUGUGUGUGAGUCAUCACUGCCUUGGGGAGGAGUGGGACAAAGCAGAGAAUCACCCCCAAUUCCUGCCUGAAACCUCCAGCCUCAUCCUUGCUAGAGGUUGGACUGAAAACUUUCCUCCCCAAUUUGGGGGAUGUUGCCCCCAUCACUGCCCAGCUCCUCUGACUGCCCCCCUGUAUUCAGGGAGGGGGUACUAGUCACUGCCAAUGUGUGUAUGGGACUUGCUGGAUGAUGGGAACCCUCGCCCCUCUCCAGGGCUGUUGAGCCCAGAGAGAGAAAAAUAGAGCGAGCUGUUCCCUUAUUGGGUGCAAUGAUAAAGGAAGGAUCUGAUGUCUUUAAAUGGCACAGUUUUAGGGGUCUGAGGGUACAGCCCCUUAACCUGCCACUGGAGGGCGUCCCCAAACUCUCCCCCCUAUUGCUCCAGGUUUUCUGUGUGGAGGGAACCAAGGAGAUCUAAACUUGUGGUGUGAAAGGGUAGGAGAGAUGCUGGGGGUGGGGGUGCUUGUGUUCUAGACCCCCCCCCCAUAUUAUUCCAGUGUCCCCUGCCUUACCUCUUUCCCUACCCCAUAUGCCCCCAAUUCUGUGGCGCAUCCAGAUUGUGAAAAUGUACAAUAAAUGUGUAAUGAGUAA